Molecule: messenger RNA, 1242 nt
Organism: Anopheles coustani
Lineage: Eukaryota; Metazoa; Arthropoda; Insecta; Diptera; Culicidae
Product: dynein regulatory complex protein 10-like
Exons: 4
Coding region: 1-1242 (413 amino acids)
Source: RefSeq, a predicted model, not a curated record
AUGGGCGACAGCUUCGAGGCGGUGUGUGCUGGAGAUUCCGAGGAAGAUGUGGCCGCGGUCAAGACGAUGGUCGAGAAGAUAACGUCCGAAAUAAUGGCCCACGGUGAGGAGGAGUACGACUCGUACGAUCCGGAGAGUUUGCAGAAGGUCGAAUUCCACAUACAGAUCAGCCGAGUCGGGACCAUCUUGGGCGAAAUGACCCAAACGCUUGAGGUGCUGUUCUGUCUGCCGAUCAUCUGCAACAAUGAGACCCUGUUGGACGGUUGCUUCGAGGAGGAUGAUAAGAAUGUGGUCAAAUUUUUGAGCCAAUACAUUGCGUCCAACUCCGGCGCGGGUAUGACGAAGAACGAUAUCGACGUGGAUCAGCUGAAGCUACCGGGAGGACAGUUGAUCGAACUGGCUACGCUUUUGUCGAAGAAGGAACUUCAUGCGGCCACCGCCGGCCACGUAAAGCAGCUUCCAGGGAUGUACAGGCGUUUCCUGUCCAACAUUCGGGAAUUCCGUAAAUUUACCAUCAACAAGAUGAAGCUGACGGCUCAGAAAGAUCUGGCCAAGGAGAAAAUACUGCACCGUUUGUGGACACGCAACGAGCGGAACAAGAAGGAGAUUCGCAAGAUCGAGGACAUACUGGUGAUGAAGAAGGAAAAGCUGGAGGAGUCGGUGCAGGAGAAGUAUGCCGUGAUCGAGCGGUACACCAAGGAACUGGAGGAGCUCGGCCAAAAUAGUCGUGAGGAAAUCAUCAAGUACAUGAAUGAUUCCGACCGGGAAAUGUUCCACUACUUCGAGCGGAGUGAUCAACGAUACGAUAAUCUGCUAGAGGAAGCGGCCAGUACGAUGAAAACGUACCAGCAGCAGCUUCAGGAGGAUUUGGCAGUGGAAAAAUCGAACCGCCUGAAGAAACUGAAACUAACCCAGCAGCUUCAGUCGUGGUUGCACAAGUACGACAAGGACGCCGGCGAAAGGACGCACGAGCUGAAGGAGCUGGUGGCCAAACUGAACACUCGCCAACAGGAGUACGACCGUUGGAAGCGCACCAUCUUUGAUCCACAGGAGAAAAAAUACUUUGAUGCGAUGGAAGAAAAGCGCCAGAUCGAGAUUCGCGAGCAAGAGGAACGGAUCGAGGCGUUUAUGAUGAAUCGUGCGGCAAAGGUGCUUCAGAGAUGCUGGCGUUCGGUUGCAGAGCGGAAGCGUAAGAUGCGUGGCAAGGGUCGUGGUCGUAAGGGAAAGGGAAAGCGCAAGUGA